Molecule: messenger RNA, 2583 nt
Organism: Miscanthus lutarioriparius
Lineage: Eukaryota; Viridiplantae; Streptophyta; Magnoliopsida; Poales; Poaceae
Source: the annotation of a GenBank genome assembly
AUGCACCUCGCCAUGGCCCUCGCCCUCGCCCUCGCCCUCCUCCUCGUCGGCGGCGUUGUCGUCCGCUCGCAGCCGUUCGACUACCCGACGGCAAAGCCCUCGACGACGUGGGCCAACACGGACGCGUCCCUCCCGCACCACGUCACGUACGCAGACGGCUCCGUGGCGCGCGCGGCGCUGCUGCGCCUCAACCCGGCGGGGUACGGGCCCUCCUACGCCUUCGGCUUCUUCUGCACCAACCACCAGGCGCCGCCCUGCACCGAGUUCCUCCUCGGCGUGGCCGUCGUCUACUGCAACAGCGGCGGGCUCAUGACCUCCGUCGUGGCGGGCAUCCCGCAGGUGGUCUGGUCCGCCAACCGCGGCCGCCCCGUCGGGGAGGGCGCGUCCGCGGAGCUCACGGCCGCGGGCGACCUCGUGCUCCGCUCCGCCCCCGGUGGCGCCGUCGUGUGGUCCGCGGGCACCGCGGGGCGGUCCGUGGCCGGGAUGGCCGUCGCCCGCGACGGCAAUCUGGUGCUGAUCGACGCGCGGAACGCCACGGUGUGGCAGUCGUUCGACCACCCCACCGACGCGCUGCUCGUCGGGCAGUCGCUGCGCCCCGGCGCGCGCCUCGUCGCCAACUCCUCCGCCGCUGACUGGUCCGCGAGCCGGCUCUACCUGACCGUCGCCGACGACAGCCUCAGCGCCUACGUCGACGCCAAGCCGCCGCAGCGAUACUACCACCUGGGAUUCAGCAAGGUCACCGGCGCCUACGCGACGUACGCCAACGGCAGCCUCGCGGUGUUCGAUCCGGCGGCGGCGCCUGCUGCUUCCACGCCGCUGGCAACCAUCCAGCUCCCCGCCGUCGGCGGCGGGACGGUGCAGUACAUGCGGCUGGAGCACGACGGGCACCUCCGGCUGUACGAGUGGAAUCCCGCGGGGUGGGCGCCGGUGUUCGACGUCCUGCGCCUCUUCCCGGACGACUGCGCGUUCCCGACGGUGUGCGGCGCGUACGGCGUGUGCACGGACAUGCAGUGCAGCUGCCCCGACGCGGCCAACUUCCGGGCGGUGGACUUCCGGAGGCCCAACCGCGGCUGCGUCCCGACGGCGCCGGCGCUGGCUGCAUGCGGCGGGCCGCCGGCAAGGCUGGUGUCGCUGCCCGGGCUGGCCUACUUCAACGACCCGGACACCAGCCUGAGGGCGCUGGAGAGGGUGAGCGACGCCGCGUGCAGGAAGGCGUGCCUGGAUGAGUGCAGGUGCGCGGCGGCGCAGUUCGUGUACGGGGGCGACGCCGGCGACGGCUUCUGCUACCUGCAGUCGGAGGUGCUGUCGAUGGAGACGUUGCGGCCGGAGGUGGUGCACUACAACUCCACCAUGCAUCUCAAGGCUAUGGCAACCCGUAUCCUGUCGCGUCAAAAUCUGAGAAAGUUGGCUUCAUUCACUCUCCAGAAUAUAUCCCAGAGGCAACUAAUUUCACCUUACCCUCCAGCUCUCAGAUCUACUAUUGCUUCUCCCAGCAAAUUCCUCACCCCCCUUUACCUGUCUGGGCAUUCAUUGGCUGUGAGAUGGGUAACCUAUGGAUCAGUGAAUCUAGUUCUGUCUGAUGAUGGAAAGCCCAAGUUUCAAAUUGAGGAGGUGGAGCCCUCCACAAAGAGAAGGUACUUGACAAAGAAGCGCUUGAAGGUUCAGAGGAAGAAGGAAAAGAAGAAGAGGAAGGAGGCAAAUAAAAAUGAUCCACGGCGCAUCAGGCCCAAGGGAAAGAAGAUAAAACAAAAAUUUCCCACACCUGAAGCUAGGCUCAAAUAUAAGAUCGAGAAGGCCAAACUAAAGGAAGCUAGGUUGGUCGAAAAACUAAAGAAGUAUGAGAUUGCCAAAGCUCAAGGCCCUAUGGCUAAACCAGAUGAUCUUAGUGGCGAGGAAAGAUUUUACUUGAAGAAGGUUUCACAGAAAAAAUCAAAUUAUGUCCCUGUUGGAAGGCGAGGAGUGUUUGGAGGCGUAAUUCUGAACAUGCAUUUGCAUUGGAAAAAACAUGAAACUGUGAAGGUCAUAUGUAAGCCCUGCAAACCAGGGCAGAUCCAGGAAUAUGCAAAUGAGAUAGCCCGACUGAGUGGUGGUAUCCCUGUCAACAUCAUUGGAGAUGACACCAUAGUCUUCUACCGAGGAAAGAACUAUGUUCAGCCAGAAGUUAUGUCACCUGUUGAUACACUGUCAAAGAAAAAGGCACUUGAAAAAUCAAAAUAUGAACAGUCGCUGGAGACAGUUCAGCGUUUCAUUGCAAUAUCUGAAAAGGAGCUUGAACUUUAUUAUCGGCAUGUUGCACUUUAUGGAAUUCCACAAUCCCACAAAGCUGAUCUUGUUUGUGGUGAUGAUAGAGAAGCUUCUUUGCUUAAAAUGGGGGGAUUGGAUCAAGGGAAGGACCAAGAGCCUCAUUUGGCUACCAAUCAGUUUUCUGAUCUUCACAUCAGUGAUGUUUCUGAAUCUGAUGAAGAAGAUAGUUCCGGUAGUGAAUAUGAUGUUAAUAACAAUGAGACUGAAAGCAUGACCAGCAUUUCUGAAGACGCCAGUGUUUCUGAUCAUGGCGGUUUAGCCAACUGGGGCGAAGUGUGA